Molecule: messenger RNA, 525 nt
Organism: Gongylonema pulchrum
Lineage: Eukaryota; Metazoa; Nematoda; Chromadorea; Rhabditida; Gongylonematidae
Source: the annotation of a GenBank genome assembly
AUGGCAAACAAACGGAAAUCGCUGAUUUUUAAUCGCAGGAAGCAACAAGACAUCAGCGAACAACUCGAAGGCAUUACGGAAGAGGAAAUGAUCGAGUAUAAGGAAGCAUUCCGCUUAUUUGAUAAGGAUGGGAAUGGAUCAAUAUCAUCGAAGGAGUUAGGCGUUGCGAUGAGGUCUUUGGGACAAAACCCGACCGAACAAGAGCUACUGGAUAUGGUCAAUGAAGUGGAUAUUGACGGUAGUGGUACUAUUGAUUUUCCGGAAUUCUGUCAAAUGAUGAAACGAAUGAAUAAGGAAAAUGACAGCGAAAUGAUCCGCGAAGCUUUUCGUGUAUUCGAUCGUGAUGGUAACGGGUACAUAACGGCCGAUGAAUUUCGAUAUUUUAUGACGCACAUGGGAGAGCAAUUCAGUGACCAGGAAGUUGACGAAAUUAUGGCUGAAGUCGAUAUCGACGGUGAUGGGCAGGUUAGGAAAGUUUUUUCCAAGCGCAGCACAAGCCAUAGCCAUAUUGCAGUUUAUUUCUAA